GCCGUAUAACCUUUAACUUCCAAAAAAAAACUAAUUUUAUAUAACAUUUUGCAAAUAUAAGAAAUACAAACAUACGUUUUAAAAUAUAUCUUUAAAUUUCGCGCGUUGUAAUCACCUAUUGCCAACACCCAGAAAUGAAAUUCAAGUUUUCAAGGUUAAAAAAUAUCAUAUUUUGUUGAAGCAAGCAAAUUUUUUUGAUUUUAAUAUAGUGAAGUUAAAUAAUGAGACGUGGAAAACCUCAUCAACCAAUUUACAGACCAGGAAGUGGCCCUUUAAAGAAAUCGGGUAACGUAGAGGAAACAGAAUCAGAUUCCAGUGUUUUAUAUAAUCCCAGACAUAAUCAGUUUGAAAAUACGCACGUAGAUAGUUCCAAAUUUAGAAGUGAAGGUAGUUCACAAGGAGAUAGACUUAGGGAUUUUAACAGGGUUACUUCAGAAUUAGGGGAUCUUUCUCUUAAUCAUGAAGUAACUAAACGCCCAAAAAAACCUGACCAAAUUCGCUACGUGCCUAGACCUAUUGCUCAACAAGCUAGAGAACAAAAUCAGUCACAAGACAUGAACCGAAACACAUUUGCUCAUGCGAAUGGCGUCGAAAAAACAUCCGAUGCCAGUGAUACAGUAGGUCAUAAGAGAAUGCCAUAUUCUGAACGGAACCAGAUGGAUCAGAGAAACAACUGGAGGCACGAAUCUGCCAGGCAGAAACAGAUGGGAGAAGGCAGAGGAGUGAACAAUGGUUCCGCCAACUCCAACUGGAACCGGUCACGCGACACCCGCAGCGUCGAACCUUCCGGGCCUCCAAGUCGCAACUACAACGAAAAAAUCCAGUCAAAGCCACCUAGUGGCAGAAGACAUAGUUUAGUCGGAAUGGAUCAAUUUAAUAACCUGCCUCCAAGGUUGCAAAAGAAAUAUUUAGAAGAGAAUAAAAUCAAAAUACCACCUCAGCCACCGACGGAAGAAAAUCAUUGGGACGGAAGUAGCGUCACUUUUCAGAAAAAUCCAAAUUAUUCUCAAAUGGGGGGAGCUUACUAUACACUGCCCAUGUCGCCAGCUUCCCAUCACCAUCAAAACCUGCGUUUCGGAUCAAACACGCUACCUGGUAAACCGAGAGGCAGGGGAAGGCUGAAUUACGAACAAGAAAUGCCCCCACCAGGAACGCCAUUUGACUCAAUGACACCAGAUAGAGUUAGAAGUCCAGCCAGCUCGCGACCUUGUUCACCACCGUCCGUCAGAAGUCCCCAGAGUAGACCCUUGACUCCAGUCAAUGAUUAUUCAGACAACAGACGAGGACAAAGGAGACAAGAUGAUAUGGGGAAUAAGGGACAGGAUCGAAGAGAUAAUCAAAGAAGAGAAUAUGGUCAUAGAAGGGAUGGCAAAAAUUUCCCCAGAGAAAGAGACAAUUUUAACAAUAGGGAAAACUUCAAUAGGGAUAGAGACAAUAAUAGAGACGGUUAUAGAGAGCAUUACAAUCAAAGGUGGGAAGACGAUUAUAGGGAACCACGCCAAAAAGAUCGAAACCGAGAUGGACACAAUAGAGAAAACCACAAUAGGGACAAUUACAAUCGAAGAGAUCGAGACCCGAGAGAUCCUAGAGACAACAGGGACAAUAGAGAUAACAGAAAUAAUAGAGAUCAUAGGGACGUUAGAGACAAUAGGGAUAAUAGGGAAUACAGAGAUAAUAGGGAAUACAGAGAUAACAGAGACCACAGAAGAGGUGGAGGUGGCGGCCACAGGGAUAGACGAAGAGACCAUCGUAGGGACAGAGACAGAAGAAGUAGCAGUAAAGAUAACUAUACCCAGCCCGCUCCCAGCGUAGCUCCUGAAGAAAGCUGGGACGAUCCACCAAGCAUACAACCAGCGCAUUCGAUUGCCGAAGUGCAGCCUCAAAGUCAAGCCCGUCCAGAACAACUAGAUUUUCACAUUAGCUCCGAGGCUAUCAAUAGUUUGAUUCCCAGCAUGAUAUCUUCAACUUUGGAUUGGAGUGAAGAGGUGGAGCUGCAAGAUCGACUAGAAUCUGAAUAUUUGAGUGACGCUCUUACGAGAAGUUCUUCGAUAGUCAGUCUGCAAGAAGUAGGAGGCAUGAAAUCUUUGCCUGUAAACCUUAACGAACAGCCAGCUUCAGCAAGCAAAUCUAGAAGGCGAAAUAGGAGAAGAAGCAAAAACAGAAGUCGCGUUCGUGACGGCAGCACCUCCCAAACUCGGAACACGAAUCGUACCAGACAGAACUCAACUACGAGCAUAGACAGUACCUACGAUAGCUUCAAAGUACCUCGAGAUCCAUACCCUGGUUCGUCAAGGAGAAGUUCCCGGGAUACUAGGGACACGAGUUACGACAGGUACCACAGCAGUUCGAGGAAUGCCAGUCGGGAUAGUAGUUGGGAUCGUCACCCUCAAAGCAAAGGAUCUAUCAGUGGCAAUUGGCGUGAAGACAUGGAAAGAAGUAGAAAAAAUAGCGACAAAGAAGGCAAACCUACCAUGGAAGAUAUAAAAAAUGUCGAUGCGAAUACCAAAAAAGCUGGAGUGAUAGUGCUACCUUCCCAAAAGCAGGAAGUCAAUCCAAAUGCAGCACCUACCCUUAGUAUUGAAGACCAUCCAAGGUAUCCUGAAGCACGAAAAUCUCCAGGUCAACAAAAAAGCCUCUACGAUCCCAACAAUCCCACAAAACCGAUCCUAGUAAAAUCCUCCAGUGUCAGAGUCAGCGUACCCGGAUUUUCCGACAAUGCAGAAUCAUCUCCACCACAAAUGUACACUACAGAUCAAUUCGGAAACCUGAGGCCUCCGUGGUAUGACGAAAACACGGAAUCGUUCAAGACUUGCCACUAUCCUGACCUGUUGAGGGACAUCAAAAGGGCUGACAACGAACUGCAGUACGUCGUUGAUAAGGGACUGCUUUUAAUGCACUGGGACCAGGUGGACAAAUUGCGAAGUUUCAUGAAGGAAGCACUGGAAUACCUCAUCUGCAAAGCCAUUAAGUUCUGUCAAACUGAAAAGGUCGAGCAACAUUUUUGGAAUAUUCUUUAUCACAACAUUAUCGAAGUUACUAGGAAAGCAAUCAAAAACGAUCCCGACAAUAAGGAAAAAUAUAAAGGUUUUUUACUAUAUCUAAUAGACGAAGGUACCAAAUAUUUCGAGAAGCUUCUUUCUGUUCUCGAGGAAACAUUCGAUUUCAAACUCAACAACUUCUUGAAAGACAACAAUAUGGCGUCCCACAAAGGUCUAGGUCUUGUGGGCAUGGCUCUGAUAUCCGCCCAGAAAUUGUUUCUGUUCUUGGGAGACCUGGGAAGGUAUAGAGAAGAGGUGAACGAGACUUCAAACUAUGGAAAAUGUAGACAGUGGUAUAUCAAAUCUCACGAGAUCAAUCCAAAGAACGGCAAACCUUACAAUCAACUGGCUAUAUUGGCCGUUUAUGCUAGAAGAAAAUUAGAUGCUGUAUAUUACUACAUGAGAAGUCUGAUGUCUUCAAAUCCUGCACCUUCUGCUAGAGAAAACCUCAUAUCAUUAUUCGAAGAAAAUAGGAAAAAGUACGAACAAGGCGAGAAGAAACGAAGAGAAGAAAGGCUGGAACGUCAACGCCUACAAAUGAAACAAAAAGAAUCCGAAGAUGCCAGUAUCGCACCUGGCUCUCUUAGAAAAGAAACUUGGAUACACCCGGAAGGUAGAAGAAAAGUGUACAGGACCAGUCAGGCGAACAUCGAACAAAAUUAUUCGGAUGAAGAGGAUUUAUCUGCUUUGAGUAGUGUCGAGGUAAAUAAACGAUUUAUCGUGAGCUAUCUACAUGUACAGGGAAAGCUCAUCACAAAAAUCGGUUUGGAGAGUUUUCAAGAGACGGCGAUGCAGAUGUUGAAAGAAUUCAGGGCUCUUUUGCAACAUUCUCCAGUCCCCAUCCCUUGUAACAGGCUCCUCCAAUUGCUGGCCCUUAAUAUGUACGCCAUCGAUACUACUCAGCUGAAGGAUCCCCAGUUGCAAUGCCAGCCUGGCUACAGAUCGGAGCUCCAGGAGCGCGCCUUGAUAGUGUCCUUGCAAAUGUUCAAUCUUAUCCUUGAACGAUGCGUUAGUACUUUACAAGAUUACAUAUCAUCCCAUAACGACUUUUCCCAUAUCUCCUUCCCUCCAGACGCCAAUGUCCUUCUUCCCGCCGUCAAAAUUUGGUGCGAUUGGUUGUUGUGCCACACAGGAGUGUGGAACCCGCCUCCGUCGACACAGGAUUUUAAAGUGGGAUCUCCCGGUGAUUGUUGGAGCAGGUUGGCAACUUUGAUGAAUUUGUUGGAGCAGAUGGAUCAAAGUCAGGCAGUGAGUUUCGCUAAAGAGCCACAAGAAGGCUGCGACCAAGUUCGUCUUCCAGAAGACAGCGUCUUAAGCGGCUUCACUCCCCUUCUCUAUACCGCAGAUGACGCAGUCUACGUCAAGAAAGACAUCGAUUUGGAAUCUGCCCACUUCACCCAACGCCUUAAUAAACUGCUUUUCUUUGGAACGGUCUACCUUUGCGGCGUCGAUCCUCCAGUGUUAAAAUUAGAAAUAGAAGACGAAGUCAGGGAGUACGUUUCGGUCGUGUGUACGAGUAAUAGUAGGGAUUCACCGCCAAACACGGAGUUGAGGCCGAACAACGAUGUGCUACUGGAGAGCUUCAGCGACAACGAAGAAGAGCAGCUGGAUCAGACGAUUACACCGGGUGCCUCCAGCGAAGUGCGAGACUUGCUGACCCGAAAGGUUGAAUUAGAGAAGAGGAAGAGGAGUCAAGAACUACAUAUGCAACGAGUCAAGAAAAUUCUUAGCCAGUCAGUAGUGAGUGUUCACGUGGAAGUAAGGCCGAAAUACCUAGUCCCAGACACCAAUUGUUUUAUCGAUCACAUGAAUGGUAUCAGUGCCAUUGCAGAAUCCCAUUCCUAUACGCUUAUGGUUCCUAUAGUUGUUCUAAGUGAAUUAGAAGGUCUCUCGAGAGGCGGCAAAGGCCCCGCCCCGGACUCACGUAGCGCUUUGGAUCCGCAGCACGUGAAGAGAGUAGCAGAUUGCGCCAGAGAAGCCUUAGAAUUCCUCAAGAAUAGACACGCCUCAGUGAAAUGCGUCACGACCAAAGGCGCUAUCCUUCCGUCCACGAAUUUUUCCACAGAAGAUGACACGAUGUGGGACAAUAGUUUUAAGAACGACGAUAAGAUUUUAACUACGUGUUUAGGUUUAUGUAAGGGGAAUGCACAGGAGGUUUCUGAGGGGGAACCCCGCAAUCUUGUGCGGGAGGUGGUACUUCUGACGGAAGACAGAAACCUGAGGGUGAAAGCCUAUGCGCGAGACGUUCCCGUUAGGGAACUGCCCGAUUUCAUGCGUUGGGCCGGACUGGGAUGAACCUAAUAGAAAUAAAAUAAAUAAUGCCAAAGCAGCUGCUCUCUACAUCACAUGUAAGGUGCUCCAUUAGUCUGGUGAAGUCGCGUUGUGUUAAGAACAAAUUUGAGUAUCACAAAAAAUAUUAUAAAAGGGAACGAAAAAAUCACAUCACAUAUUCAGUUUUUUUUUUCGGGUUGUGUCGCUGCAUUCCUCCUUUACUCGGUUUACUUGAUUUUUUAUUUUAUGUAGUUUACAGGGCGAUUCAAAAAUGCGGAAAAGAUAGCCUCACAGAUUGUUGAAUAAAUAUUAUAUACAAAUUAUAUACAUAUUUAAAUGAUUAUUAUGUAAAUUAUGAAGUGUAAUAAAGUAUUAUGUUACUUUGUGGUACUAUGUAUUUUUAUGAUAUAUCAAAUAGCGACAACUAUACAUUUUGAGUCUACUUAUUAAUUCUAAGACCAUUGAUAAGGAAAGGCUUCAAAACGAGCUGCUUUGAAUUAACAGCUACACUCUAUGUUUGCUGUGUCAAUAUUUAUGAGUAUGAGAUGUACAUAUUUCGUGCUAUCUUCAUAUGGUACUACAGUCAUAUGGUACUACUCAUGGUACUACUACUACCAGUAGUACUACAGUCCUAGUUGAGUCUUUACCUUCCCUAGUUUAGUUGAAUAUCUUAUAAUUAUGAAUAUAAUACAUCUCAUAUUUAUGAAAAUGAGAUGCAUUUCUUGCUAUCUUCAUAUGCUACAGUAAUGUGGGAACUCAUUAUCACCAGUGAUACUACAGUCCCAGUCCCCAGUUGAGUUUCUACCUUUCCUAGUUUAGUCCUAGUCGUUUCGUUCUAGCCUAGUUGUACUAGUCGUUUCUGUUCAAACAUUUGAACUUAUUUACUUGGUUAACUAAUUUAUCCUCACCAAUCAAUGUUUUAAAUCUCGUGUUGAUGUUUGCAUGAUAAAUAUCAUAUACUAAAACUGAUAAUACAGGGUAAAAUAGAGUGCAAACGCGGACCCGGAAGAAGAAGACACUCAUGGCUUCAAAACUUACGCCAAUGGUUUGGACUAAUAUCGAUCGAGUUAUUCAGAAACUCCGCUAACAAAAUUAAAAUUGCUAUGAUGAUAGUCAACGUCCGCAACGGACAAGGCACAUGAAGAAGAAGAAGAAGUUGAUGUUUGCUAACAAAAUUUUCUGUUAAGAUCUCCUGAGAUGUACUAUAACAAUAACUUCCGUAAAAUUUUAGGCACAGGUCUCCUAUCGAUAUUUCUAUGUUUUAAGAAUUUAUACCAGGCUUAUACCAAGGUGCUACCAUAUUCAGUAAAAACAUGUAUCAUUUUUCUUAUAAUAUUUACCCUAUAUGUGCAGUCUUUUUACUUUUUUACAUAAUCAAAAAGUUCCUUAUCCUGGAGGCCCGCUUUUCUGAAUACUUUCACAUUUCUGGCUUCGCCCACCCAUGAUAUUCUAAGCAUUCGACGAAGACACCACAUUUCAAAAACUGAAAGUUUGUUAAUGGAUCUGGCCUUUACGUCCAUUCUUCCAUUCCGUACAAAAGAAUAAGCCAAACGUUACACUUUGACACCUUGUACAGUCGGAAAAAUGAAAGAAUACCCAUGAACGGUCACAUCAAUCACCUAUUUUGUAUUUGCUGUCUUUUUCUAUAACAAACGUUUGUUAUUUAUAGAAAAAGACAGCAAAUACAAAAUAAGUGAUUGAUGUGAUCGUUUAUGGGUAUUCUUUCAUUUUUUCGACUAUAUCUCAGGUUGAAAUCCAACUUGAGAUACAAGGUCAAUCAGAAAUUUACUUCUUCUUCUUCGUGCGACUAGGAUUAUUCCUGUUUGUCUGCCUCUUAUCCUGUUUCAGUUGUUGUUGACUGUACAUUGUCUUCCACCUUUUCGGCGGCCUUCCAACGGGUCUUCUGCUAUACGGCUGGCUUGUUGUUUUUACAGAUGUUCGCUAAUCUAUCUGGCUCCAUUCGGUUUACAUGUUCGUUCCAGUUUUCUUUCUUGUUUUUAUCCACCUGUUAAUAUUUUGAAUUUUGCAUCGUUCUCGUAUACUUCUGUUGCUUUGUCUGUCUCUUGAUAUGCCCGUUAUUGAUCUUAAUACUUUCAUUUCGAUAUUGUUGAUUUGUUGUUUCGUCUUUCUUGUAUAGUCUGUAUAGUUUCGUCGACCUUGUCUCCGCUGCAUAUGUUAGGUCUUACUGUUGUCUUGUAUACUUUUAUUUUGCUUUCCGUGGUCAGAUAUUUGUGUCUCCAUAUGGUUUCUCGGAGGCAACCACUUACUCUUGCCGCUUUUGUUGCUUGUGUUGUGGUAUCUAUUCUUAUAUUCCUGUCACUAGUGAUCUCUACUCCUAGGUAAUUGAAUUUCAUUACUUGUUCUACAAUUUUGCCGUCUAUUUCUAACUUGCAUCUACGCGGCUCUUUACUUAUCACUAUACAUUUAGUUUUAUUCUACUGGUGAUAUUCUCAUAUAAAGUUUAUUUGCUGUGAUAUUGAAAGUGUGGAGCUGCCUUUGUAGGUCAUCCUCGUUAUCAGCAAUUAGUACUGCAUCAUCGGAAUAGCAUAGUAUCGUAAUUUUAUGCGCUCCCAUGUGGUAUCCAUGUCAUUUUCUUACUUCGUGAAUUAUUUGAUUCAUCACCAUAUUGAAUAACAAUGGGCUGAGCGAGUCUCCUUGGCGGAUUCCUCCUUUUAGUUAUAUGCGUUAUGUUUCUCCUGUUGACAUUAUAACUCUGGUCUUGUUGUUCUUGUUAAUUUCAUUAAUAGCCUUAUUAUUUGGUGGUCUAUUUGUUCAGUUUGUAAUAAAUUUAAGAUAUCAUUUCGCCUCAUCCUGUCAAAAGCACUUUUUAAAUCUACAAAGCACAUGUAUGCUGGUUUUCCAUAUUCAAUAGACUUUUCUACUAUUUGUCUGAUAAUAAAAAUUGCAUCUCUUGUGCUGCGGUUCUUCCGGAAACCUUAUUGUUCAUCUGCCAUGUUCGCUUUUUCCUCGAUUUUAUCUUUUAUGACUGCCGUCAACAAUUUUAAUGUGCUGUUCAUCAGACUAAUGCCUCUAUAAUUUUCAGGAUUUUUCGAGUCUCCCUUUUUGAGUAUCGGUAGCAGGAGACUUUACUUCCAUUCCGCUGGUACUACUCCGAUAUUUAUUAUAUCGAAAUUUACGUAGUCUCAAAAAAGCAUUUCCGGCUUGUUCCACUCUGCUCUUUGUUUAAGUCUCUGGAUCCCAACUAUAGUUAAGCUUAGCAGACCACCCAAGUCUAUAAUCAUUGUUUUUGUCUUCUUGUAGUAUUCUCAAAAAAGUUUUAAAAGUGGUUCAUUUCAUUAGCCGGUAAUUAUUGCAUAUUUUCGCACGUGUGUUUUGAGUAGCGCGAUAAAUGUAGAGCGAAGCCAAUCUUUUGGAAUCUGGUCCAUAUCGUAGAUAUCGUUAAAGAGCUUUACAAUAAUGUCUAGACUUUCUUCAUGAAGUGACUUGAUUGCUUCUGAAUACACAAAAUAUCAUCUGCUCCUGGGGGUUUUGGUUAAUUUUUAAUGGUUUGAUAGUGUGUACAACCUCAGAAUUCAAAUUACUCAAGCCGUCUUACCAUGGUCUUCCAAUUGUGGCGGCUUUUGUGUUCUGUUAUUAUUGAACAUAUUGAGAGUUUUAUUAGACCAGGGCAUAUUUUUGGAUGUGCGAGGUGGCAUUCGGAUUUUUGCAGAUAAAGUUAAGUGACUUUCAACUUCAACAAUAAUAAUUGACUUAUGCUCCUUCUCAAAUAUGCCCGGAACAUUAAUAAAAAAAUUUUAAUAUUUAAAAAUUUCGAAUAACAUCGAUUUUUUCUACUUUAUUGCUCAUAACUUUAAAACGAUUCAUUUUGGAACAAAGUCGUAGGGAAAUAAAACAAAGAUAAUUGAAUUUUGUAUGAUAAACGACUGGUUAAAAAUGUCUUGAAUUAUUACCCUUUCUGAAAAAUAGCAAUAAAUACAAAAUAAGGGGGCAAAAUAAGCCUGUUUUUAUUCAAUGUUUUUCAACCACUUUAGAAAAAUCUUACGCCAAAUUUCAUUAAAAUCUACCUGAUAGAUAGAUUUUGUAGAAUAAUUUGGCAAUCUAAAUUUUUUUUAUAAAUUUCAAAUUUUUUAAAAACUUUCUGAAGAAAAAGUAGACCAUGUAGAAGUUUGCUAAUUUUUUACAAAUUAAGAGGUUCUCUACCUAUCUAAUACACUUUACAGAAUUAAAAUCUGAUUAUUUAAGCGGCCUCAGCACUGUUUUAAAGUUUUAAAACAAUAAUUUUGGCAUUUUCUCGAGAAUAGGCGUCUCUGGAGAUCUUUCCCGAAACAGGUCGAUUUUUAUUUUUAAAUUAUUCUAAUUUUUGGUAUAUAUAUCGUCAUACAUCUGGGCGUGAUGGCAUAAUCGAUGAUUUUUUAAAUGAGAAUAGGUGCCGUGUGAUAGCUCAUUCGAAAGGUUAUUCAAUUUUGUAUUCACUAAUAUAAACAUUAACAUAAUUAUUUAUACAGGGUUUGAAUAAAAAAAAAAUUGAAUUAAAUUAAUUCCAAUAUUUAGAUUACGUCAUCACACCCAGAUGGAUGACGUCACUAGUAUGAUAUUUAUGCCAAAAAAUUAUAAUUUAAAAAUAAAAAUCGAUCUGUUUCGGGAUUUAUCUCCAGAGUCGCCCAUUCUCAAGAAAAUUAAUUUAUUCCAAAUCGAAACGUCCUCACUGUAUUUUUUCAUUUAGCCAAAACAUUGUUUAUAACUUUAUAACUAACAGUGCUGAGGCCGCUUAAAUAAUCCGAUUUUAAUUCUGUAAAGUGUAUUAGAUAGGUAGAGAACCUCUUUAUAUGUAAAAAAAUUGACAAACUUCUAAAUGAUCUACUUUUUGUUCAGAAAGUUUUUUACAAAUUUGAACUUUUUAAAAAAAAUUUAGAUUGCAAAAUUAUUAUGCAAAAUCUAUUAGGUCGAUUUUAAUGAAAUUUGGUGGACGGUUUAAGUAUGUUAUAAGAACUUUCUAAGCGAAUUAUGAAGGUUCUCAACCAAAGUGGUUGAAAAACAUUGAAUAAAAACUAUUUUGUCUCCCUUAUUUUCUAUUUAUUGCUAAUUUGCAGAAAGGGUAAUAAUUUAAGACAUUUUAAAUCAGUCGUAUAUUAUACAAAAUUCAAUUAUCUUUAUUUUCUUUCCCUAUGACUUUGUUCCAAAAUGCAAUAAAAGUAGAAAAGGAGCAUAAGUUAAUUAUAAUUAUUGAAGUUGUCACCUAACUUUAUCUGCAAAAAUCCGAAUGCCACCUCUCACAUCUACCUCAGAACAGAUCCUCCCUGGUCUAUAUUGAGAGUAUAGGUUUUCAGCCUCGGUGAAACUCAGCCUUCUUGGUCAUACUUGAUCUUACACUGCCUGCGUUGUUUCAUCAUAUAUUUUGGGGUUACUCCUAAAUGUACCAACAUGUCGCUUAUCUGGGUACAUUUAGGAGAAAAUGGUGGACAUACAACUCAUACAAGAUAAAAAAAAAGGUUAGGCUUCUAGAGUUGUAAAUAUAUAUUGAUAGCUUUCUGAAAACAAAUUUUUUGUCACAAUAAAGUUCUUGAAUAAUUGAGAUAUGCUAUGAAUUCAGAUUUGACAAUAUUUACAAAAAUGUACAAAUUACAUAUUUGAAUGCACUACAAUAAUUUGAAUACUUACACUGCAAAUAGUUGUCGCUAUUCGAUAUGAACUGGUAAUUUUUGUAUUUCCCUGUACAUUAUCUUAUGUGCCAUUCUCCUUUAUAGGUAAUUCUAUGAAUUUUAUACAAAAAAAUUGUGAAAACUCUAAUUGUAGAGAAUAAUUUUAAAUGUUUUAGUGUCGGGAAUCGGGGACAACUUUUUACAAAUUUGGGAUAUAAAACUCAAAACUUUAAACUUUUUUUAAUGCCAUUCUAUUAAAAUUAUAAUUUUAGGGCUGGGAAGAAUAUUGUUAUUUAUUGUCAAGCAUUUAAUGCCAUAAGAUUGUUGCGAAAUUUGGUUUGAUGCAAAAAUAAUACUAAUGAACAAGACGUUUUGGAGCUUCUACUAGUGUAGGCUUCAGGUCUUUAUGCGUUUUGGAGCUUCGAGAAAAACAUAAAUUUCAAUACCUAUAUACUAAGAAACUUUGGCUUCAAAUGUUUGUGUUUAUGUUUGGUUCUAUUAAAGUAUAUCGUUUUUAGGUAUGAAUCACACUACUUUUUUAUCUGUACGUCAACUUUUUUCUUUCUGUAUAAUAUUGUGUCUUUUGCAUAGUUUCUUGAGAUAAUCGCUUCAUUUUUGUCAGCUUUCCAACUUCUACGUGAUUUUAUUCUUUAUUGUUGUUCAAUCGUUUCGCCGAAUUGCCAUUCUUAUUUGUUUUAUGAAUUAUAACUAUAACGUAAAACCAAAAAUAAAGAAAAUAUGGAUUACUCCUGUGCACUUCCAGUUAAGCGUGUCAGUGGCGUAGUCAGGGCCGCGUUUAGGUCAAUUGACGCCCUAGGCAAUUCUCUAGUAGCCGCCCUUCAAACAUGUACCAUUUUUGCCAAAAAAAAAAAAUGCAGAAAUUUUUAUUUAAAUAAGAAUACACUACAAAUGGAUUUAAACUACGAUGUUUAUAUACCUAUGACAGAAAAAAUUGUCAUUCCACUUCGAUCACAUCAGAGACUUCUUUUCAAAAAAAGACUUUUCAAAAAAAAAUUUUUUCUUGACAAAAUCGAUAACUUGUUAACACGUUCUUGCGUCAUACUUGAUGGGAAAUUUUAAUUCUUGACAUUUUAGAAAAUGACCUUUCAGCGGACACGUUGGCAACGGCAACUGGGAUGCACAAAUAAAUGUACAAAGCAAUGUCAAAAUUAGGGAAAAUAUCUUUCAAUAACUCUUCUUUAAAUAGUAAGAUAAGUAUGUCAAUUGGUGAUUUUAUUGUGGUAACCAAAUGACUCUUUAACUGAAUGCAUUCGUGUAUGAAUGAUGUAUCUUGGUCGUCUUUAUUUUGUAUCAGAUUUUCAGCUUCUUUAAUAAUUUCUUCAUUGCUUAAUUUCGGCAAAUAUGUUAGUAACACGAAAACGUUGAUAGAUAAGUCGAUAAGAUUCCAGACGUCUAUUCAGGUCUCUUAUCAGAGUGUCGAUUAUAAUAUAGAAUGUGUGGAUUUUUAUCUCAUCACUAGCUGAAAAGUUUGGUUCAUCAUCGGCCUCCUCGUCAAAUUGAAUUUUUCUUUUUCUCUUUCUUAUUUCUUUAUAUUUUUUAUUUGGGCACAAUUUUUUUGGUUUCCUUGCGGAAAGUAAUUUAAAAGAGCUUCAUACUCUUUAAUGACAGAACCCAGAUCCAUAAUUCUUAUAUAAAAAUAUUUUUUUUACAGUAUUUUUGCCGCCCUCUCGUAGUGUGCCGCCCUAGGCAACUGCCUAUAUUGCCUAAUGGAUAAAGUGGCCCUGGGCGUAGUAAAUGUGAUCACGAAAUAAAUAAACUAAAUUACAAUUUGAUAUCGGUUUUAUUAUUGGUGCAGGUUGAUUAUUUUUUGGUUUCGUGGUUGGUUUAUUGUUUCUUAUGUUGAUUUUGUGUGCAAUAAUUCUAUUAUGUAAAUACUAAUGCUUCUGUGCAAGAUGCGACAAAAAUAUUGAAAAAAAAAGGUGACGAAAUAACAAACAUAAAAUAAAUACUGUUUUAUAUUCAUUUUGGUUUGUCUUAUGUUGAAUUCAAUUUGAAAAGAAUUGUUAUUGGAGAGUUGUUGAGAUACUACAAUCCUAAUUCAUAUUUAGUAAAAUGUUGAGUGGGUUGCACAUGUGAGUACAUGUUAAAUGAAAUAAAAAAGAAGACGUAGUCACAAUUAUUUAUUGUUUAAAUCGGACGACCUGUUUCGAUGUCUACAAUAUGCACAUCAUCAUCAGGUCCGGGUAACAGUAAACUAAAUGCUACAAAUUACAAAACCAGUAUUUAUUUCAUUCAUAUUUAAUAUUUUCUUAUUUAAAUAUGUCUUCUUUCUGCUAGUGAUACCGUAUGUCCCCUAUGUGUCAUCAGUGCCGAGUUUUCUUAAAUCUGUAACUAGUUUUCCAGUCCCUCGAUAGUUCUUUCAUUUCUCUCAUGGUUUUUCCUCCCUGACUGUCUAUUUAGAAUAUUUGUUCUAUCCACGUUUUGACAGGUCCCCCCAUCGUUUUGUUCUUUGUUCUUUUUUGUUUCGUGUACCCUUUUGGCAGGUCUACUGUCAUCCAUUCUGCAAAUGUAGCUACACCAACUUAGCUGGUUGCUCUCUGUUGUAUGUUUAAUAUGCAUAUUGAAAAUGAAAUCACAAAAACAAGGUAUCUUUCUCAAUAUUCAUUUUGCUUCGUUUUUCAUUUUGAUUGGACAACAAGGUCGCUGUUGUUUUUUGUUGGAGAUAUAAGUUUUAGUCAUAUUAGUCAUAUCUUUACAAACAAAACAUUAUGUUUUUACAGUCCUGAUGUUUUUAGGAGAUGGAUUAGUUUUUCAUGUGACACUUUGUCAAAUGCCUUCUCGAAAUCGAUAAAAGAUGCCUACACAUGUGUAUUAGAACUUGCAAACUAAGUGCUUCCCUCGUUCCCAGUGCUCUGAAUCCAAAUUAAACUUCACUUAGGUGUUCUUCAAUUUGAUGUAUAUGUACAAGUGAAUGAUGUACAUUGAUGUACAUGUGAUGAAUUUGAUGUAUAUGUACAAGUGAAUGAUAGUAAAGAAUACUCUAAGUACAUGGUUCAUCAAACUGAUUAAUCUAUAGUCCGUCCGCUAUAACUUUUCCCAUGCGGUACGAUUCAUUUUCAAUCAAAUUAAGUCAAAACAGAAAGUGAAACGUACGCCGAUGUGUGUAGUAUAUAGUAUACAGUAUACAAAAUGUAUAUACACAUCGACGUUCGUUUCAAUUUAUGUUUUGACUUAAUUUGAUUGAAAAUGAAUCAUACCGCAUGUGAAAAGUUAUAGCGGACGGACUAUACAGGGUGUCCAGAAACUCUACCGACAAACGAAGACAGGAGAUUCUUCAGAUAAUUUUAAGUUAAUUGAACCCAAUUCACUUAGUCCGAAAAUGCUUCCUAAGGGAGCUAGAGCUCUUUGAAGAUGGCGUCUUGUAAUUAGUUUUUCUUAAAUACCUCCAGAACGCUUCCAUUUAGAAAAUCAAAAGUUGGUACGCGUAUUUAUCUUCAAGAUAUAAAUCUAAUCCAUCCAUUAAAAAUUUUUAGUACCGAUCAUAGGCGUCCGUUUUGGGUAGGGCAACGGUUAUUUUAUCACAUAACUUUUUUAUCUUUAACUUUUAUGCAUUUCUGACACUGGAUUAUUAAAUUAUGGAGUAUUCUAGUACUAAAAGGUACUCUUGUUUUAAAUCUAUAGGACACACCGUUUUCUAGAAAAAUCGAUUUUAAAAAUUUUUCGCUCUUUGAAUUAAAAAAAUUUUUUUCAAAAAAAAACUGUUUAGAAAGACCAAAACUGGUACAUUUAUUUAUAUUCCAGAGAUAAAUCGAUUUCAUUAAUUGCGAAUUUCUAGUACUGGUCAUAGGCGUCCAUUUUGGGUAGGUCAACAGUUAUUUUAUAGCAUAACUUUCUUAUCUUGAAUUUUUGAGCAUUUUUGACACUAGAUUAUUAAAUUAUGAGGUGUUUGAGUACUAAAAGUUACUCUUACUUUAUGUUGGUAAAAUACUUCGUUUUUUGUUGAAAAGUUCUUUUCAUUUUUUUUUUUCAAAUUCCAAAAAUGAAAAAUUUCAAAUCGAUUUUUCUGGAAAACGGUGUGUCCUACCGACUUAAAGCAAGAGUACCUUUUAGUACUAGAAUACCUCACAAUUUAAUAAUACGGUGUCAAAAAUGCAAAAAAGUUAAGAACAAAAAAGUUAUGCGUUAAAAUACCCGUUGCUCUACCCAAAACGGACGCCCAUCUACUAGAAUUUUGCGAUAGAUGAAAUCGAUUCAUCUCUGAAAACUAAAUAUGCAUACCAAUUUUCGUUUUUCUAAAUCUAAGCGUCUUGGAGGUAUUUAAGAAAAACUAAUUUCAUGACGCCUUCAAAGAGCUCUAGCUCCCUUAAGAAGCAUUUUCGGACUAGAUGAAUUGGGUUAAAUUGUCUUAAAAUUAUCUGAGGAAUCUCCUGUCUUCGUUUGUCGGUAAAGUUUCUGGACACCCUGUAUAUUCUUCACAUCUUCUAACGUGGGUUUUUUUUAGGAAGUAGAAUAAAUAUUGAUAGUAGCCAGUCUUCUGAUAAGUGACCAGUCUCAUAUGUAUAUGCCGUUGAAUAGUUUAGUAAGAGCUUUGAUUGGGUGUGGGUGUGCCUCUAAUAGCCUUAAAAUUUCACCAAAAUUUCACUGCAUUAGGUCCUGGUGAUUUCCCUUCUUUUAUUCGCUUAAUGGCCAUAGUUACUUCUUCGUCUGUUAUUUCUGGGCUGUCGGGAUGGUUUAUUUCAGGCGGUCUUCUAGCCCAAUAAAAUAAAAUAAAAUCAAAAUGUAAUUUCGUACAGGUUGGAAUACGUUUUUAUCAAAGUUUAGGUCCAAACAAAAUAUAUUUUCAAGAAAGUAUAUGAUUCAUAUGAGGGGAUCAUUGUUUAAAUAAUUAGAAAUGGGUAAUUGUUGCACACAAUUUACUUUUUUAACUGCUGCGGUAAUUCAUGGUUUUAUUAAGGUUUUGACAAUUUUUUUCUGCAAAGCUGAAGAAACAAUCUUUUAUAUAAGACUUACUAAAUUAAAUUUGACCAAUAAUUUAUUUAAACAAUUUAUAUCAAAAUUAAAAAACAAAUUUCCAAAAAAAUAUUAUUUGCAUUAUAAAUAAGCACUAUAAAACAUUUUGUUUUGCAGAAAACCUUGCGCUAUAUUACAAGUAUAAACCGAAAAAAAAAAAAUUUAUUGCUAAAUAUUAAGUAGUUUAUGAGAUAUUUAAUUUGUUUAUAUACAAUUACCAUUUUUUCAAUUGCAAAAACGCAGUUGUUGCCGAUAGAUUAUACAAGUUUUUAAGGUCUCAUUUUUUUUGCUUUUAUGUAUAUUUUUGACAAAUGUAUUGACAAAUCAAAAUUUCAAUUAAACACUAAAACAAUUUGUUUAAAACUUGUUUUUUUAAUAACAUCGCCGGGAUUAAAAAAAUUUUAAAUUAUUUUUCGAUAUUCGUGUUCCUGGUAGUUUUUGACACACUUACAAUAGAAAAAAUUUUUCUAGAUCCAUUUUGUGCCGAGAUAGCUUUUCCAAGUUUAAAAAUUCAUAAUUGGUUUAUUUAUCAAUAUUAACAUUUUGAAGUGCGUGAGUACAUCUAUCAACCCUACUACUCAACAAUGUCAUUUAUAUAUAAAAUAUAGAGUUAAAAUAUUAGAAUAUUUUUCAUUAAAUGAAACUUUUUGCAUGAAAAGUGGUGCAGUGGUACUUUGCAAUAUAUCCGUUAAUAAUGGGCAUAUUUCAAUGUUUUUUUUUUUAGUUUAGGGUAGCAGAUAAAAAUAAUAUCAUCUAAGUGACACUUUUUACAAUUAAUAUUCGUCAAUUUGUUAUAAACAAUUUUUUUCGAAGUUUAUUUUCUCUAGAUAUGAUAAAUAAAAAUUGACACAAAAGAUUAAAAAAAAAUUAACAAAAUAAUACUGAAUUAGCAUUAAAAAUUUGCUAUAUAGUUUUUUCCGUGUACAGUAUUAAAGUAUAAUAUACCUAUGUAUUUUAUAUUUAAUUUCAUAAUCUUUGUAACGGGUAGUACACUAAACAUUGUGUAUAUAUUUGUUAAUUUUUAUUCACUACAUAUAUUUAUAUAGAGGUUGUCUUCAAGUUUUUUUUAUAUAUUUUCGUUUGUAUUUACAUUAACUUUUUUUUGCCAAUGAUUUCUACAAAGAAAAAAGUUUUUAUGUUUAUUUAACAAAAUUUUACUGUUUUGUUAAAUUUUUUAAAUAAAAAUUUAUUUUAAUACUGUUUGGUGGUUAUCUUUGGUGCCAACUUAUAUUUAUCACAAAUUAUAGAAAAAAAAAUUUUGAAAAAAAUAUUGUUUAUAACAAAUUCAUGAAUAUUUAUUGCAAAAAUGUGGUCAUCUUUUCAUGUGGUUAUCUUUGGUGCCAACUUUGAUUUAUCACAAAUUAUAGAAAAAAAAAUUUGAAACAAAUAUUGUUUAUAACAAAUUCAUGAAUAUUUAUUGCAAAAAUGGUCAUGCAUAUGUUAUUAUCUUUAUAUGCUACCCCAAAUUAAAAAACAAUAUUGAAAUUGGCUCAUUAUUAAAUUAACGGAUAUAUUUCAAACUACUCCUCCGUCAAUUUUCAGGCAAAAAGUUUUAAUUAUUUAAGGUGCUAUGAAAAUCAUUAUUUUUCAAAAUAUUCUACAAUUUUUAUGGCAUUAUUAAGUAGUAGGAUUAAUAGAUGUACUCACGAAUUUUUAAAUGUUAGUAUUGAUAAUUAAACAAAUUAUGAAUUUUUAAACUUGGAAAAGCUAUCUCGGCAAAAAAUGGUUCUAGAAAAAUAUUUUCCUUUUGUGAAUGUGUCAAAAAUUACUAGGAACACGAAUAUCAAAAUAAUUUCAAAAGUUUUAAUCCCGGUAAUGUUAUUAGAAAAACAAAUUACACCAAUUUAACGUCGUUUUGGAGGAGUGUUUAAUUGAAAUUUCGAUUUGUCAAUACAUUUAUAGAAAAUAUACAUAAAAGCAAAAAAAUGAGACCUUAAAAACUUGUAUACUCUAUCGACAACAACCGCGUUUUUGCAAUUGAAAAAAUGCUAAUUUGUUAUAAACAAAUUAAAUAUCUCAUAAACUACCUACUCAAUAUUUAUUAACCAAUUUUUUUUUUCAGUUUAUACUGGUACCACAGAGCAACUUUUUCUGCAAAACAAAAUGUUUUAUAGUGCUUAUUUGUAAUGCAAUUAAUAUUUUUUUGAAAAUUUGUCUUUCAAUUUGUAUUUACAAUUAUUUAAAUAAAUUAUGGGUCAAAUUUAAUUUAGUAAGUCUUAUAUAAAAGAUUGUUUCUUCAGCUUUGCACAAAAAAAAUGUAAAAACCUUAAUAAAAACGUGAAUUACCGCAGCAGUUAAAAAAGUAAAUUUUGAGAUAAAAUUACCCAUUUUUAACUAUUUAAACAAUGAUCCCCUCGUAUGAAUAUCUUUCUUUCUUGAAAAUAUCUUUUGUUUUGACUUAAACUUUGAUAAAAAAAUUAUUCCAACCUGUACAGAAUUACAUUUUGAUUUGCAUGUAUUGUAAUUGUAUUUGAUCGGUUUAUUCGUGCUAUAUCUUCGAAUAACUCUUGCAUGUAUUAUUUCCCCAUAUUCUUAAUUUAUCUUCAAUUGUAGUCAAUAUCUGGCCUUCGAUGUCUACAACUAUGCCUGUAUUGUAUUGUAUUCUGGUGUUCUGCACCUGUUUAAUCUUUUUGUGCAUGUGGAAAUCGUCAUGUAUUCCAAUUUCCGUAUAUUCUUAUUUUUGACAUUUGUACCUUUUAAUUUUCUUCGCUCUUCCAUCAUCUGCAAUGUUUUAUCGGUCGUUCAUUCUUGCUUCUUUUCUUUUUUGUUCUUUACCAUUCAUCUAUUAUUUUUUCUUUUGUAACAUUUUUAAAUGCAGCUGUUUCUGACGAAUCGUUGUAUUCAUAAGCACGGAGGUCAUAUUUGCAAUCGAAUUCAAUAUCUGAUUCAUCCAAACCAUUUUCAGCAGUUUCAAUGUCAAAUCAUCAUAAAAUGGCUAGUGGAAUAUGCAAAUUUUAUAGGUUUUUUGGACAACCUGUAAAUUGAUAGAAAAAACUCGACAUCAUUAAUAUAAAUUCAUAUUAAAAGACAAUAAAGCGGUAUUUUAGCCUAAAACGUGCUAUUAACAAAUAAAAUGAUCGUUAUUAACAAACUUCCGUAUAACUGCACAAUUUUAAAUGGACGUAUGAUUGAUAGCGAAUCGAUUCGCAAAAAACUGAACGUUAUACUCAUUUUAGAGUAUUUUAUGUUGUUGCUAAUAUUACUUCCGUUACUAAUAAUCAUAAGUUAUGUAAUAACCGUUAGCCGAAAAUAUAUCGAUUAAGUGUCUGUGUCCUUCGCCUUAGAUUUUUUUUAUUUGGUGUAGAGGUGGAAGGAUCCGGAAUCGUUACUUCAGUGGGAACCGAAUGAAUCACAAAAACUUUUGCUCUUUUUACUUUUCCAACUUCUUCUUCACCUUUAUAAGCAAUUCUGUUUGUUCAUUGGCGGAUUGAUACCUCUAUGGAAGGUUGUCACUCCAUCUUUUGCGCGGUCGGCUGAUACUUCUUCUACCGAUUGGUGAUUUAUCUCUUGCUAUUUUGAUGCAUUUGUCUGAUGCAUUUGUCAUUACUGGUCUUAGACUGGCUUUAUAAAUUCCUGUCAUCUCAGUGUUAAUAUGUCGGUUUCGCCAUAUAGUGUUAUUAAGGCAUCCUGUCAGUCUAUUUGAUUUUUGUACUUAAUUUCUCAUUUCUUUGUCCAUGCCUCCAUAGCUGGACAAUGUAAGCCCAUUACUCGUUCAAUACUGAUGCCAUCAAUUUCAAUUUUACAUCUGAUUGGUUCUUUACUGAUUACUAUAGUUUUAGUUUUCUGAGAUGAAAUUUUCAUAUUAAAUUCUUUUGCUCUUAUGUUAAAUUUGUGGACUAAUCUUCGCAGACUAUUUUCAUCUUUAGCUAUCAAUAUUGCGUUGUCUGCGUAACACAGUAUUUUAACUUCUUUGUUUCCCAUUCUGUAUUUUCUUCCUUUGUUUGUGCUUUUGAUGAUUUCAUCCAUGAUUAAAUUUAAGAGCAUAUUGCUCAAUGAGUCUUACUGUCUUAUUUCGCUGCCUGUAUCUAUGAGUUUUGUUUUUGUUUUUUAUUUUCAUACAAUGCGAAAUGGCAAGUAGUUAUAUCGAAAUAAAGAUUCAGUACCAAGGAAUCGAAUCAUUAAAAAGAACUAUCUUUAAUUCACCUCUAGGUCGAAAUAGUUUUCUUACGGUACGACAUUCAUAAAUUCUUUUUAAUGGUGUUCCAAUUUUUAAUAAACUGUCAAAAUUUUAUUGCAAUUCUUUGGUACCAAAUCCUGGGAAUUUCAGUUCACGUCGUAAUAAUCAGGAAAAUUAAAAAUUUAAAUAUUUAGAAGACUAUAAGUAUUUUUUGUGUGUCUUAUUCAACCAGAAAAUAGCAAAAUUCCUCUUUGUAAAAGGUAUACAUAUUUAAAAAUCCCUAAAAAGGGCUACAUCGCAACAGAAUGUUUUCGGAAGAUUCCAUCAUUAGUGUUUAUCACCUAAAAUAAGUUAAUGCAAACGUGAAGUUAAAUUUUGACUAAUGUUAAAAUUUUUUACGAGAUUCUUAUUUACAGGUCACAUUACAUGUUUAUGAAUAUUGAAAUACACUUGCUAUCAUAAAAAGCGGAUCACUCGAUGAAUUACUCAAGUUAGAUGUCUCGAAUUUUCUAAACCUAUUGUCCGAUUUGAGUGAUUUUUUUAGUAUGUUAUAGCUUUAUUCUUUAACAAUAUCGCUAUAAUAAUAUUGUUGCUAGACAGGUAAAUUGUCAUUGUAUACCGGGUGUAACAAUCAUACUGUGUUUAUUCCUCAAAGUUCGGAACACCCUGUGGAAUGUUUUAGCAUAGAUAAAAUAUUGAAAUUAAAACUCGAUUGUAGCCUUAGGCUUUCUUAACAUUUUUUUUAUUUAUUUGUUUAUGUUGGAUAAUAAAAAAGUUAGGCACUUUAACAACUAACCAUGUUCUUCAUCAAUACAGGGUGUUUCUAAAUGAGUGCGACCAACUUUAAGGGGUAAUUCUGCAUGAAAAAAUAAUGACCGUUUGCUUUAUAAACAUAUGGCAGCAAAUUCUUCGUUUUCGAGAUACGGGAUGUUGAAUUUUUUCUUACAAACUGACGAUUUAUUUAUUGCCCUAAAACCGGUUGAGAUAUGCAAAUGAAAUUUGGUAUGUGUUAAGAGGUAGUUAUGGCGCAUUUUGUGACAUACAAUUAAGAAUUUUAUAUUCACCAUUGGCGUGCUUACGGGAUGUAUCUAAAAUGUUUAUAACCGUAUGCACGCCAAUGGUGAAUAUAGAAUUAUUAAUUGUAUGUCAAAAAAUGUACAAUAACUGCCUCUUAAAACCUAUCAAAUUUCAUGUGAAUAUCUCUACGGGUUUUAGAGCAAUAAAUAAAUUGUCAGUUUGUAAGAAAAACUUCAACAUCCCGUAUCUCGCAAACGAAGCAUUUGCUGACAUGUUUAUAAAGCAAACUGUCAUUAUUUUUUCAUGCAGAAUUAUCCCUUAAAGUAUGUCGCACUUAUUUAGAAACACCCUGUAUUGAUGAAGAACAUGGCUAGUUAUUAACGUGCCUAACUUUUUUAUUAUCCAACAUAAACAAAUAAAUCAAAUAAGACAAUGUUAAGAAAGCCUUAGGCUACAAUUGAGUUUUAAUUUCAAUAUAUUAUCUAUGCUAAAACAUUCCACAGGGUGUUCCGAACUUUGAGGAAUAAACACAGUAUGAUUGUUACACCCGGUAUACAAUGACAAUUUACCUGUCUAGCAACAAUAUUAUUAUAGCGAUAUUGCUAAAGAAUAAGGCUAUAACAUACUAAAAAAAUCACUCAAAUCGGACAACAGGUUUAGAAAAUUCGAGACAUCUAACUUGAAUAAUUCAUCGAGUGACCCGCUUUUUAUGAUUGCUAGUGUAUUUAUGAUUAUUUAUACGUUUAGUAGAUAUACAUGAUAUAGCCUUUGCAAACAUUAUUCACGACGAAACAGAUGUUAGAGAUGCCCUCUGGCUCAAAAAUCUUUUAAUUCUAGUCCGCAAUGCCGGAAUGUUAGAGGGUGGAUCGGUCUGCCUCCUUCAGCAUUUCCCAUAUGCACGCAUCAGGUGGCGUUAGGUCUGGUGAGUGGGUAUCUUACAAAAUGAUCGCGCAGUAUUCGAGGAGACUCCUUGACCAUGUGUCAGGUUGUUGCCCGGUCCUGCUGGAACCAUUGUUGAUUUUAAGCUUGGACCAUUUUUGCGAACUUUUCCGUAUGACCGAAAAUAGUACUCCACGAUAAAAAAUUUUGUUGCAAAACUAAGAACUAUCCUGACGCACGUAAUCUAUUUAUAACUGUAAAACAACUUAAGGGUUCUUACCCAUAUAUCUCGGUGGUUUAAAACAUGUCAUGUGACCGGCAAGUAUAACCAUCUUGUAAUUUUUUUAACCUUAGUCAAAAUUAUUUAACUUCACGUUUGCUUUAACUUAAAUGGUUAUACUUAAUUUAGGUGAUAAACACUGAUGAUGGAAUCUUACUUCCGAAAACAUUCUGUUGUGAUAUUGCCCCUAUUUUUCAUACGCAUAUCUCUUCAAAAAUCUUAUAAAGCACUCGCUAAAGCUCCUUGUUAAAUUAUGAAUUAAACAAUAGUACAAAACCUUAAUUAUACUAAAGCUUUAUUUAUCUGUGAAAAAGUUGUAGAUCAUGAGUUAUAUAUCCCAAUAUUACGAAAAAUUUCCCCCUUGUGUUUUAAUUUUUAUUUUGUUAUAGGUCUACUUUUUAAAUUCAUUUUUCUUUCUUUAUUACAAAUCGGAUUUUUCAUAUAACACUUAGAGUGUAGUUCAUAAUGUACUUAUCUAAUUUUUUUAAAUAAGAUUAAUUGUUGUGCCAUCAUUAAUUGUUAAUUUUUCUUGGCAAAAACACUUUUUACUGUAUAGUUUUAAAUCUAUUCGACUAUUAGAUUAUUUAAGAUUUAUAUACAAUUUUAUUCAUGUUGCAAUCCUUUGCUCAGGAACUUAGAUAGAGUAAUUGAAAUAAAAUGUUUCAAUAAUUGC
Messenger RNA from Diabrotica virgifera virgifera (western corn rootworm), 22846 nucleotides. RefSeq names its product telomerase-binding protein EST1A-like. Bases 222 to 5333 code for a protein of 1703 amino acids. Gene Ontology annotation, biological process: nuclear-transcribed mRNA catabolic process, nonsense-mediated decay. The transcript has 28 exons. Gene Ontology annotation, molecular function: protein binding; telomerase RNA binding; telomeric repeat DNA binding. NCBI's taxonomy places the organism in Eukaryota, Metazoa, Arthropoda, Insecta, Coleoptera, Chrysomelidae. Gene Ontology annotation, cellular component: telomerase holoenzyme complex. The record is from RefSeq and is a predicted model, not a curated record.